CGAGGGCUUGACCGCCCGCGUCCGCGCCGCGCCCGGGGCAGAGCUCAGAACAGGAGAGGGGAGGGGGCGCCACCGCUGGCCCGGCCCUCCGGCCACCCACCCCUCCCGACAUGUCGCGCUCCUUCUAUGUCGACUCGCUCAUCAUCAAGGACUCCUCGCGGCCCGCGCCCUCGCUGCCUGAGCCGCACCCCGGGCCAGAUUUCUUCAUCCCGCUGGGCAUGCCGUCCCCGCUGGUGAUGUCGGUGUCUGGGCCCGCCUGCCCGUCCCGCAAGAGUGGCGCGUUCUGCGUUUGCCCACUCUGCGUCACUUCGCACCUGCACUCCUCUCGCGGGCCCGCCGGCUCCGGCGGCGGGGGCGCAGCCACGGGGAGUGCAGGGGCCGGGGGUAGUGGGGCCCCGGGGGGCGCCGGCGCCCUGCCCCUGGUCAAGGGUCAGUUCUCUUCGGGUCCCGGGGACGCGCAGUUUUGCCCACGCGUGAGCCACGCGCACCAUCAUCACCACCCGCCGCAGCACCACCAUCACCACCAUCAGCCCCAGCAGCCGGGCUCUGCCGCUGCGGCGGCGGCCGCGGCAGCCGCGGCGGCGGCCGCGGCGGCCUUGGGACACCCUCAGCACCACGCACCUGUCUGCGCCGCCACCACCUACAACGUGGGGGACCCGCGGAGAUUCCACUGCCUCACCAUGGGGGGCUCGGACGCCAGCCAGGUACCCAAUGGCAAGAGGAUGAGGACGGCGUUCACCAGCACGCAGCUCCUGGAGCUGGAGCGGGAAUUCUCUUCCAACAUGUACCUGUCUCGACUCCGGAGGAUCGAAAUCGCGACAUACCUGAACCUGUCAGAGAAGCAGGUGAAAAUCUGGUUUCAGAACCGCCGGGUGAAGCAUAAGAAAGAAGGGAAGGGUACACAGAGGAACAGUCACGCGGGCUGCAAGUGUGUCGGCAGCCAGGCGCACUACGCGCGCUCCGAGGAUGAGGACUCCUUGUCGCCGGCCUCGGCCAACGAUGACAAGGAGAUUUCUCCCUUAUGAAGGAGGGCCGCCUCCCUCUCACCACACGCUCCUGGCAGCCCCCACAACACCAACGCGGCGGACACCCAGGGGCCCAAAUCCUCGCCCAUUCUGUGGUCCCAUCUGCAGAAGGACGGAGCUGAGCAUUCUGCGGGCAUACGUGCCCAGCCUGACCCUUCAAGUCUCCUCCUUGACCUAUUUGUUUGAAGCUACACUCAAAGUUAUAGGUCAUUUUUUUAAAUGUAAAUAAUCUAGAUUCAACUCAGCCUUGUCAUAUAACAGAGAAAAAAACAACAUGGUUGGCUUAAGUUUAGCACUGUAUGUGGGAUUUUGAAAGCGCAUGUCAUUUCCCCCUUCCCUACUGUCUUUCAGAACCUAAGAAGAACACGGGGUUUCUGGAUUAUUUUCUGUUGUUGUUUUUUAAAUGAAAGUAUUGAACUGCAAAUAAUUUAGAAAAUUAAACCCUGUAGGUCUCGUUUUCUGAAAAUUUGCCUGGGGAGAGAUUGGAACUCAAGUUGCGAAGUCCCUUUGUAUGUGAAUAGUUUUAUAUAAAGUUUAUAUUUAUAUUUAUUUAAAUAAA
Molecule: messenger RNA, 1584 nt
Organism: Mirounga angustirostris (Northern elephant seal)
Lineage: Eukaryota; Metazoa; Chordata; Mammalia; Carnivora; Phocidae
Gene: GSX2
Product: GS homeobox 2
Exons: 2
Coding region: 111-1025 (304 amino acids)
Biological process (GO): regulation of DNA-templated transcription
Cellular component (GO): nucleus
Molecular function (GO): sequence-specific double-stranded DNA binding; DNA-binding transcription factor activity, RNA polymerase II-specific
Source: RefSeq, a predicted model, not a curated record